This is a messenger RNA of Aplysia californica (California sea hare), 2462 nucleotides long. Its product is annotated as nucleolar protein 10. Lineage: Eukaryota; Metazoa; Mollusca; Gastropoda; Aplysiida; Aplysiidae. Gene Ontology annotation, cellular component: 90S preribosome; nucleolus; small-subunit processome. Gene Ontology annotation, molecular function: protein binding. Gene Ontology annotation, biological process: maturation of SSU-rRNA from tricistronic rRNA transcript (SSU-rRNA, 5.8S rRNA, LSU-rRNA). The transcript has 18 exons. The record is from RefSeq and is a predicted model, not a curated record. The coding region runs from base 135 to 2201 and encodes 688 amino acids.
AUAUCAUGAAGUAAACAACGUACCAUGCCGUUGGCCAUGCGUUAGAUAAAACUUUAAAAAUUUACUUGUACACAUAUUUUGUUUCUGAUUGAAAGUUACUCAUACAUGACAUUGCUGUCUUAUUACGAAUAACGAUGCAAGUUUCAAAUGCGAACAAUGUUAAAAUCUAUAACCUCAGUGCAGGAAAAUCAUUGCCGGAGUGGCUGACGGACAGGCAAAGAAGGAAAUUACAGAAUAAAGAUGAUGAUAUUCGGAGGAGGUUGGAACUAAUUCAAGACUUUGAAAUGCCAAGUGUCAGCAACUGUGUAAAAAUUUCUCCAGAUGGGCAGUUCAUAUGUUCAGCAGGAACGUAUAAACCGCGCUUUCGAUGCUAUGAUGUUCAUGAGCUGUGCCUGAAAUUUGAGCGAGGGCUUGAUGCUGAAGUGGUUAAUUUUCAAUAUUUGUCAGAGGACUACAGCAAGGUAUGCUUUUUACAAGAUGACAGAUAUGUGGAAUUUCAUACACAGUUUGGAAGAUUAUUCCGUAUGCGGAUUCCCAAAUAUGGCCGAGACCUGUCAUACUACCCACCGUCCUGUGAUAUGUACUUUGUAGGUGUAAGCUCUGAGAUUUAUAGAAUCAACCUUGAAAAGGGAAGAUUUAUGAAGCCACUUGAAACAUCUGGGGUAGAAUUCAACUGUUGUGAGUUCAACCCCACCAACUAUGUGUUCGGUUGUGGGUCAAAAUCAGGUCAUUUUGAGUGCUGGGAUCCCAGGUCCAGGACGAGAAGUGGCAUCCUGGACGUGGCUACGAGCAAAUUUGUUGAGGAGUACGAUAUCAACACAGUCCCUGAGAUCUCAGCCAUGAAAUUUCGAAGUGAUGGGUUGACAGUGGCACUGGGAACAAGCACAGGACAUGUGCUAUUGUAUGAUUUGAGAGCGAUGAAACCUUUCUUAGUGAAAGAUCACAAUUAUGAGCUCCCUAUCAAAUCCAUUGAUUUUCAAGAUGGACAAGAUCUUGUACUUUCUAUGGAUACAAAAAUAUUGAAAAUGUGGAACAGAAAUAAUGGAAAGCAUCUGACUGCCAUUGAACCAGGAGUGAACUUGAACCAGCUGUGUACCUAUCCAGACUCAGGGUUGCUCUUUCUGGCCAAUGAGGCUCCCAAGAUUCUCACCUAUUUCAUACCCAGUAUUGGCCCUGCCCCACGAUGGUGCUCCAGUUUAGAUGGCAUGACAGAAGAGUUGGAGGAGAAGGAAGAAAACACAGUGUAUGAUGAUUACAAGUUUGUAACGAGAACUGAGCUGGAAGAACUCGGUCUGGGGCAUUUGAUAGGAACAAACCUGCUUCGAGCUGUGAUGCAUGGUUUCUUUAUCGACAUUAGGUUAUAUCACAAGGCUAAAUCCAUUGCUGAUCCAUUCGCUUUUGACAAGUACAGAAAGUCGAAAGUACGAGAAAAGAUUGAAGAGGAGAGGACAAGUCGGGUCAAGCUCAAGAAAUUGCCUAAUGUCAACAGAGAGCUAGCACAAAAGUUGAUGGAGGAAGAUGAGGCACAAAAGGCAAAUCCCAGAAAACGUGAGAACAAGGCUGUGAACAGCAUCCUGAAAGACGACAGAUUCUCUGCCAUGUUCAAUAACCCAGACUUCCAGAUUGAUCCGGAGUCUGAAGAAUAUCGGCUCAUCAACCCUGUCAUGUCAAAAUUGGACAAGGCAAGAAAGAAAAGAAAUGAGAAGGAUGCAUUGAGAAAACAGUUCAAGGAAGUUGAGGGAGAGGAUGAACUCGAAGGCCGUCCCAGUGAUGAUGAAGACAGCAGUUCUGAUGAUGAAAGAACAUGGACGGAGGAAGUGAAACAGCAGCACCGAAAGCUACAAAGAGAAAAGAAGGCAGAGGAACAAAAUCGCAGAAUGGAAGAAAGGAAGCAGGCCAGGCUAUUUGAAAUCAAGGAUGGGGAGGAACUUGGAGUCAAAAGAGAUAGCAACAAGAAAAAAGAAGCCAAGAAAUCACUUGCUGAUCGGCUCAGAAUAGCUGAAGAAGAUGGCGUUACUCGUGCGGAAGGGUCUCUUGGAAACAGGGAAAUGACGUUUUCUCUGAAGAAGGAGAAGAAAGUGAGUACAGCUGUUCAACAGAGGAAUCUUCAUCAGUCAGAGCGAAGGAAGCUGAAGAGAGCAGCUGGAAGUUUGUUAGAGAAACCAAAGACUAAGUUUUGGAUGGGGAAGAAAGUGAAAUGAGCAGAGUCUGUGGAAGAAAAAAAUUGUAUGUGCGAGUCACAGUGAGGAGUUAGAUUGUCGUGAGUUGUAUAUAGAUUGUGUGUGUGUGUGUUAUGGAAAAGUACUGAGGAUGCUCGUUUGUUGGAAUGUAGGGUGAAACUGAAUGUGGUUUGCUUGGUUACUGUUAAGUGUAAAAAAGUACAAAUUCCUCAUAAUGAAUAUCUUUAAAGUGCCCUGUGUGACAAGAAAAGAGGUUAACCAGAAAUUAAAGGUGAAGAGCUC